Molecule: messenger RNA, 2000 nt
Organism: Colossoma macropomum (tambaqui)
Lineage: Eukaryota; Metazoa; Chordata; Actinopteri; Characiformes; Serrasalmidae
Gene: tmem169a
Product: transmembrane protein 169a
Exons: 3
Coding region: 773-1612 (279 amino acids)
Source: RefSeq, a predicted model, not a curated record
AGAGAGAGAACCCUUCUCCAUCAAUCUGAAGAACCAUUUGUGGUUAGAUAAUAGUGUAGAUAAUAUUUUGCCACCAGCCAAUGAAUCUCACAACCAGAAUUACAGAAACAUGUUUAUUCCAUAUUGCAUAUCAGAGUCUAAGUAGGUUUUAGCAGAGGACUUUUAUUAUGAAGUCAGUUACCAGGCAGACAAAACGCACACAGGUCACGCGCCUCCCAGAGGACAACAACUACAGCACUAAUAAUAAUAAUAAUAAUAAUAAUAAUGCUAAAAAUUGAUGCUGUUUUUUCCGGAGCUGCUAAGGAUAUAAAGAUUCAGUUUACCGAAUCGAUUCUUUUCGGCUGUCCGAUUCAACGAUGUAUUUUCAUUCUUGGGUGUGUCAGUAUUAAUCAGUAUUAGUCUGUAUUAAAAUAUUUUUAAAAUAUUAGUGAACAUUAGUAACCAUCACUGAAAACUCCAUUAUGUUACCCACAGUUAUCCUUAUUAGUCACAUAUUUAUUUUUUGAACUGAAGGAAUCGCUGAAAACACAGACAGAAAGAGGAAUCGAUCUACAGUCUGAUGAUGGAACAUAAUCUACAGUGUCAUAUUUCAUUCUGUGACGUUGCGAGACUGAAUUGUGUAAAAACCAGUUUUAUUAUGAAUAGACUCAGUUCGUCCUGUGAAUCGGUUCGUCUGUUAUACUGAAAAGAACCGAUACUAAAGAGCCGAUUCUUUCCCGAGUCCGUGUAUCGCUGCAGCACGCGGAGAGACUCGGAUUUGAGGGUUUUGGGGAUGGAGGAGGAAUCGGGCCCGGAGGUCGUGACUCCGGCGCUGCGCAGGCCGGAGGAGGUGGAGGGGACCACCAGAACACGGAGAAAGAAGAAGAAGAAAAAGGAGAUCAUCUACCGCUCAGAGGCGGAGGACCAGGAUGAGGCCGAGGGCUCGGCGGUCACGGCUGAGGGCGAAGGGUCAGAGGGAAUGGACGGAGCCCUCAGCUCUCCGGCGGGAGAAGCUGUGUGGGACGCUCCUGCAGACGGCCGUUUCGUGACUCUUACGGGGACGAUCACUCGGGGGAAGAGGAAGGGCGAGCUGGUGGAGAUUCGGCUGACCCUUACCGAGCGGGAGCUGAGGGACAUGGCUCGCUCUAAAGAGCGUCUGGACGAGGAAUGCGACGGUCCGGGACCCCAGCGUGCCGUUUGCAGGCUGGAGGCGGGACGGGGUCCGCACGUGCUGCUCUGGAGCCUGUCCUGCUCGCCCUUCGUCUUCCUGCUGGCCUUCAUCACCUCGUUCUACUACGGCACCCUGACCUGGUACAACAUCUUCCUGGUGUUCAACGAGGAACGCACGUUCCUGCACAAGGUCCUAGUCUGCCCCCUGCUGGUGCUGAGCUACCCGCUGCUCAUGGUCCUGCUGUGUGUGGGCGUGGCAGCGUACGCGGCGGCCGCUCAGCUGUCCUGGAGCAUCGGCGCGUGGUGGCAGGCGGUGGGCGACCUGGAGAAAGGCGUGUGCGGGUGGGCCUGCGGGAAACUGGGACUGGAGGACUGCGCCCCCUACAACGUGGUGGAGCUGCUGGACUCGGACACGCUGUCCGGAACGCUGCAGAGUCGGCGGGAGGAGACGUCCACCGUGUGAAAAACCUCCAGGAGACACUUUACCCACAAUGCUCCUCUCAGCUCUGCACUGCUGGGCUCUUGUUUUCUCUUAAGGUGCUACAAGUCAUUUUAAACGAUGUCACUCACUCUUUACAUAUUUAUGUUAAAUAUUUAUGUAUUUAUUUAUUCUUUUGCUGCUUUUGAUACUGUGUUAUAAAGACUACGCUGUGGUCAGUGUUGGUCAGUAAUCGGCUGCACUGGUCCUGUAUAACGGCUCUCCUGGUUAUGAAAACGUGUUGUUUGCGGUGAUCACUCUGUCUUAUGGUGCUUUUUUUUAUACUUUACGGCAUUUUACACGAGUGUGUCUGUCAGCUCAGCACAACUGAUCGAGUUAUUGAUGAACUUCAAUAAAGAGCAGUUUGUCUGAA